This is a messenger RNA of Stegostoma tigrinum, 1293 nucleotides long. Its product is annotated as carboxypeptidase B-like. The coding region runs from base 8 to 1267 and encodes 419 amino acids. Gene Ontology annotation, molecular function: zinc ion binding; metallocarboxypeptidase activity. The transcript is spliced from 11 exons. The record is from RefSeq and is a predicted model, not a curated record. Gene Ontology annotation, biological process: proteolysis. Lineage: Eukaryota; Metazoa; Chordata; Chondrichthyes; Orectolobiformes; Stegostomatidae.
CAGAACUAUGAAGCUCCUUUGUCUCCUCGGGCUGGUUUCAGCCGUACUGUCUGGCCCUGCCUCACAGCGAUUCAAUGGGGAGAAAGUAUUCCGUCUGAAGCCUACAAGUGAUCGGGCUGUGUGGUUUGUGAAAGGUCUGGCCGAUAAUGCAAAGGUUGAUAUCUGGCGACCUGACUCCAUUGACCAAGUUACAGUAGGCGUGAACGUGGAUUUCCGAGUGGAUGCUCAGAAGGUAGCCAAGGUUCAGGAACUGCUGGAGGAAAGUGGGCUGGAAUAUGAAGUUUUAAUUGAAGACCUUCAGGAAAUGAUUGAACAACAAUUUGAUAAUAAGGAACGAUCAGCAGCUUCGCACAGUUAUGUAAAGUACAAUGAUUUGGAUACGAUCAAUGCUUGGAUUGCCAGCACUGUUGCUAGGCACUCAAACCUAAUGUCGCUUUCAGAAAUUGGAACUAGCUACGAAGGACGGCCUAUCUAUGUUAUCAAGAUUGGCAAGAAAGCAAAUCAACCUAAACCCGCAAUCUUCAUGGACUGUGGAAUUCAUGCUCGAGAGUGGAUUUCUCCAGCAUUUUGCCAGUGGUUUGUGAAAGAGGCCGUCAGUACCUACGGAUCUGAUCCCAUCAUGACCAAAGUUCUGGAUACUGUGGAUUUCUUUGUUGUACCCAUCAUUAAUGUUGAUGGUUACGCCUUCACCUGGUCUAAUAAUCGCAUGUGGAGAAAAACUCGCUCCAAGAUACCUGGUAGUUCUUGCCGAGGAGUUGACCCAAACAGGAACUGGGAUGCUGGAUGGUGCACUGUUGGAGCUUCCACAAAUCCCUGUGCCGAGACAUACUGUGGCCCAUGGGUAGAAUCCGAGAAGGAGGUUCAGGCUGUUGCAAAUUUCAUCCGUCGCCACAAAGGAAGCAUUAAGGCUUACCUCACUAUGCAUUCUUACUCUCAGAUGUGUCUUUUCCCUUAUUCCUACACUUAUGACUUAGUGCCAAACCACAAUGAACUGAAUGACAUUGCUAAAGGAGCGAUUCACAGCCUGGCCAGCCUUUAUGGAACACAAUAUACCUACGGCCCAGGAGCUACCACCAUCUAUCUCGCAGCUGGAGGUUCAGAUGAUUGGGCCUAUGAUCUGGGUAUUAAAUAUUCCUUCACCUUUGAACUCCGUGACACUGGCAGAUAUGGUUUCCUGUUGCCUGAAUCUCAAAUCCAACCAACAUGUGAAGAAACCAUGCUGGCCAUUAAAUACGUGGCCAACUAUGUCAUCAACAAUCUGUACUGAAAUCUGCGCAGAGAGAUUGUGUUAAA